Molecule: messenger RNA, 1333 nt
Organism: Lucilia sericata (common green bottle fly)
Lineage: Eukaryota; Metazoa; Arthropoda; Insecta; Diptera; Calliphoridae
Product: protein Wnt-1-like
Exons: 2
Biological process (GO): neuron differentiation; multicellular organism development; cell fate commitment
Cellular component (GO): extracellular region
Molecular function (GO): cytokine activity; frizzled binding
Source: RefSeq, a predicted model, not a curated record
AUACUCGAGAAACUGGUUUUGUUAAUGCCAUUACCUCAGCGGGUGUUACUUAUGCGGUAACCAAAGCCUGUACUUUGGGCAAUUUGGUAGAAUGUUCUUGUGACAAAAGCCACUCCAGACGCAAUGGUGGUCAACCACAAAUGGUUAAUGCUGUAACGGCUGUAGCUGCCUUGGAGAAGCAACAGGCGGAAUAUGAGAGGAAUUCUACAAGGCCGCGUCAUAAUGCUAAUAAUAGCCGUAGGGGCGGGGGAGGAGGCGGUGGCAAUAGAAGGCGAAAACUUUUGAAAAAUAUUAAAUUUCCCGAGGGCGAAUGGGAAUGGGGAGGUUGCAGUGAUAAUGUAAAUUUUGGCUUUCGUCAUUCGAGAAUAUUUUUAGAUUCUAAAUAUCGUCGUCGAAGUGAUCUGAGGACGUUGGUGAAAUUACACAAUAAUAUGGCGGGGAGAUUGGCCAUUCGAGAUUCUAUACGUUUGGAAUGUAAAUGUCAUGGCCUAUCCGGUUCAUGUACUGUUAAAACAUGCUGGUUAAAAAUGCCCUCAUUUCGUGAAGUUUCCACGCGGCUUAGAGAAAAAUUCGAUGGUGCCUACAAAGUAGUGCUACGUAAUGAUGGCAAUAGUUUUAUGCCCGAAAGUGAAAAUGUCAAACAACCCUCAAAAUACGAUCUAGUAUAUUCAGAUGAUUCAGCCGAUUUCUGUGCACCUAACAUACGAACCGGUUCGUUAGGGACACAAGAUCGUGAAUGCAACAGCACCUCUAUGGGGGUAGAUGGUUGUGAACUCUUAUGCUGUAAUCGAGGACACAAACAUCAUAUCGUCUCCGAAUGGGUUAAUUGUAAGUGUGUAUUUAAGUGGUGCUGUGAGGUGACUUGUGAAAAAUGUCUCGAAAAACGUGAAGUCAAUACAUGUCUUUAGGAGAGAUGUGCGAAUAUACUUAAUAGUUUGUAAUGCAAAAUAAAAAUAAAAUCAAGAAGCUUUCCAUUACACGUGAUAAAUUUUAAUUAUUUAUUAACAAAACAAAUCUGUUUUAGUGAUUAAGUGAUUAAAAACGCUAUAGUAUUCAAUUUACUACCUACUUUUUGUAUACUUUUUUUCUUUAAUUAAUUUUAGUUUUGUUUUAUUAUAUUUAAAUGUAUUAACGUGAUAAUAUUUGUAAUAUUUUUUAUUAUUAUUUUUUAAUUAAUUGUUUUUAUUUUUAAUUUUUGUAAAACUACUAAAUACUUAAUGUAUUUGUGUUAAGUAGGCUAGAAUCUCUUUAUAUUUAUAGUUAAAAUACUUAUAUACUUAUACUUAUAUACACAAGGAAAUGUUAAAGGUUAUGCAUUGUUAACGAUGUAACA